UCUCUCUCUUCCUCUUCUAGAUCUUUAUUUUUUAUAAGCAAUCUUCCCUGAAGUUGCAUUGGUCGAGGAAGAAAGCAGUGAAGUUUGAGCGCCUCCGAUUCCACAAACAAAAUGAAUACGCCUCUCCCUCUCCUCUUCCUGGCUGCACUCCUCCUUCUCCUGAAAAUGAGAUAUGCUCCUCCCCAUCCCCAUCCCCCUCCCCCUCCAUCUACUAGUUCUAAUCUACAAGCAUCUCCUCUUCCUCUUCCUCCCCCUCCCCCUCCCCCUCGAACUUGGGGAUCAUUUUAUCUCUCAUUGUUUUGGCCGCCGGGCUAUUGUAUAGCUAACCCGGCAGGAUGUCUACCUAAUAAAAUGAAAGAAGAUUUUACCAUUCAUGGCCUUUGGCCACAAACUACUCAACAAUCAAGUGGACCUGCAUAUGUUGAUGGAUUGAUUAAUCAAGACUUGCGGGACAGAUUAGACAUCUAUUGGUCAAAUCUUGAAAGGGAUCCCAAUCGUGCGUUCUGGGAACACGAAUGGAAUAAACAUGGAAAGAUUUCAAAUAGUCUACUAGGCGAAGUAGACUAUUUUGAAAGAGCGAUACAGUUAUACCUUGCAACGAAUGUAACAACUAUUCUUGCAAAUUAUGGUAUUUUACCAUCUGACAAUUCUCCGACCACCCUUGCAAGUGUUUCGCAGGCUUUCGGGAGUACUCCAAUUGUUGUAUGCCGCAAAGGUCGCAAUAGUAAUACGAUGUAUAUAACAGAAAUUAGGCUUUGCUAUGAUGCAAGUGCAAUUAAUUUAAUAUCAUGUACUCAAGCCCAAUUGUCAUGCGGUACUCAACCGAUUUAUUUGAAGACUAUAUAA
Messenger RNA from Ipomoea nil (Japanese morning glory), 846 nucleotides. Its product is annotated as ribonuclease DdI-like. Bases 112 to 846 code for a protein of 244 amino acids. Gene Ontology annotation, biological process: RNA catabolic process. Lineage: Eukaryota; Viridiplantae; Streptophyta; Magnoliopsida; Solanales; Convolvulaceae. The record is from RefSeq and is a predicted model, not a curated record. Gene Ontology annotation, cellular component: extracellular region. The transcript has 2 exons. Gene Ontology annotation, molecular function: RNA binding; ribonuclease T2 activity.